Molecule: messenger RNA, 9821 nt
Organism: Artibeus jamaicensis (Jamaican fruit-eating bat)
Lineage: Eukaryota; Metazoa; Chordata; Mammalia; Chiroptera; Phyllostomidae
Gene: CCNT2
Product: cyclin T2
Exons: 8
Coding region: 5369-7417 (682 amino acids)
Biological process (GO): regulation of transcription by RNA polymerase II; positive regulation of DNA-templated transcription, elongation
Cellular component (GO): nucleus; cyclin/CDK positive transcription elongation factor complex
Molecular function (GO): cyclin-dependent protein serine/threonine kinase activator activity
Source: RefSeq, a predicted model, not a curated record
AUUUGUUGUUCCCAUUUAUUUAUGCAUUCACUGGUCGAUGCUUGUAUGUGCCCUGACUGGGAUCAAACCCCUUUUUAAAAGUAAAUUUUACCCACUUUACACUGUGCUCAUUUAUAAUCAUAUUAGUCAUAAAAUUGUCAUACAUGAUUGCUUUUUGUGAAAGAAGACAUUUGGGGGGAAUUGGUUAGCCAAAGGGUCUUGCUUUAAGUUUUUAUUGUGAAACCUCUAACUUUUCUCAAAUGUAGCAAUGUAGAUAAAGUUAAAUGUAAAAACACUAUCCUCCCCAACACACACACAUGCACACGUUCAAAUGACAAACUAGAAGGUAAGUUCUGUGAAGAGCAGGGUUUUUUGUUUUCUUUCUCUUUGGCUUUGCUUAUUUGUGUUUCUAGUACCUCUCAGAGCAGAUAUUCAGCAACUGUUUAGCAAUAGAAUGGAUCAAAUCUUGUUACCCAUAGCUCUUUUAUAUGAGUCCUUAUAUUUUCCUCCACAUACAUCUUCUCCACAGACACAUUUACAAUGUUUUUUUUUUAAUUGAAAACAAAUAUAGGCAUGUAGUAAAUGAAAACCAUACAAAAAGGAAUAUGAUUAACUUCCCUCCAAUCCAGGUGUCUAAGCCUUCUGCCCUACAGCAUGUUGUUGGGGUAUUUGUGUGCCCUUGCAGAAAUACAUUUUGCUUGUUCAGGCAUGUAUGUAUGUAUGUAUGUUUUUCAGCUCAGAAAUCUUCCCCACACAGUUCUUAGAUCUAGCACACAGCAGCAUGCAGAAUUGGACUCAUCCUAGUUGGGAUAGUAUGGCUAUUUCUAGGAGAGUAAUUUUUAAGAUGGCACCAAAAGGAAUAGUAUAUUUAGAUUGACCCAGUGGAUCUAAACUGGGGGCAAUUUAGCCCAGUUGACAGUGUCCACAGACAUUAUUGGUUUUCACAAUGGGGGAAGGGGUGCCAGUGGCAUCUCAUAGAUAGAAGCCAGAUGCUGCUAAAUACCCCGCAUUGCACAGGACAGAACCCCAUAACAAAAAGUUAUACCUGGUCCAAAAUGUCAAUAGUGGUGAGGCUGAGAAAACCCUGCAUUAACCCAAAGAGUUAAGUGGGGGAGGGAGACUAAAACUAGGUUAUUUUUCACUAGAUUGAUUUUGAGUGCUUGGUGAAUUUCAUCUAUUCCAUAAGAAAUUGCCUUUUCAUAUGUAAUUCCACAAGGACCUUAAGAACAAAGAUAAUAUUUGUAGUUUUUUUAAUUGAGGGUUUUAGGGAAGCAUUUUGAAACUUAAAGUUUAAAUUUACUUUGUUAAUAAAUGCUGCCUUUCUGUGAAAUACUGUUUUUUAGCUUCUUGUUUUGAGUUUGUUAUGAGUUUGACACCAUAUUAAUAAAUAUGUUUUUCUAAUUUGCCUUCUGGUUUUGUUUAUGUUAUAAUUUUGUUAAGUUUGUUAAAUCUACUAGGCUUUACUUUUGCUUUUCAUUAUCUUCAUGCUUACUUGGAUAUAAGUCUCACCCUAUGUUUAUUUACUGAUAUGGGCACAGUUCUUGGGGGUUUUUGUUUGUUUGUUUGUCUUUAUUGGGUUUACUUUGGCAUGUGGUUCCUAAACAUUUAUUUGAAGUUGAUAUACUCUUUAAUUCAGAUAAGGCAGGUAAUCAUAAACAAAAUACUUUGUCUAAAUUCACACACCAACAGUGACGAAAGCAAAAAUCACAGGCAGAUCUGUGCUACAUAGCUCAUGCAGUUGUCACUAUGUAUACCUCAAGUAUCUUUUUCUGAAAAGCUCUUCAUAUCUCUGAAAUUUCUCAAUGAAAGCAGUAUGUGUAAAACUUUUGUGUUGUGCCACUCGUGGUUUAUCAUCUACCUGCAUCAGAAUUAUCAGGGUAGUCAUUAAAAAUAUACUUUACUGGACUGUGCUGUAGACCUGUGUUAUCAGAAUAUUUGUGGUAUCUGGGAUUCUUGACCUUAGCAAGCUUCCCAGGUGAUACUGUAAUGGCCUCUCAAUUUGAAGACCGUUGGUCUAAAUUUUGCUUUGUUCCCCUGUAUGUCUGAUUAUCCAUUGUUAAUGUUGUGAAAUCUGAGUGGUGGUUUUCAUUAAACCCCCUCCUACUUCUGCCUUUUAAUUAAUAAAACAGUCUAAGGAUAAUCUUAAAUUCAGAAAUUCAUUAAUACUAUUGGGAAAUACGCAGUGCUAUCCAGUAGAACUUUCUGCAAUAAUGAAAGAAUUUUGUAUCUUUGCUGUUCAAAUCAGUAGAUACUAACCAAAAAUAGAUCCCUAGAUUAUAAAUUUGAGAUUAUUAGACUACUAAAUUCUUUAAUUAAAUUAAAUUGCACCAAUGAAAAUUUAAGGUCCCAUUAUGUAAACAGGCACUUUACUUACCUCAACUAAAGUAUUAUCCUCCUGAGAAAACAGAUGUGUUUACUAAGUGACUUGUCCAAAUCUAAGCAGCCAUUGUAUGAUUGGCAUUUGAACUCAGAUCUGUUGCCUAAUCCCUAGUUCUCUCACUUUUGUCCUACCCUAAUAUGUGUAAGAAAUAGGGUGCACUAACAGUUGAUGCCAGUGAUUUCUGAGGGAAUGAGUGGACAAAUAAAUGAAAAUACUCUUAGGUUUUGGUUUGCUUACUCAUUGGAACAAAGUUCUUUGAAAAUUAGGCCCCUAAUUCAUUCCUCUUUCUGCCAUAUCACUUCCUGUCUUAGCAUUUAUGGAUUGUACAUCCUGCCUGUUGCCCCUUUUUUCCCUAUAUGGUGCUUUCUGUUUUUCAUGUGAUGGUGGUUUGUCAGAUUUUAUGAUUCAGCCAAAAUUACAACUCUUCUUAAAGCAUUUCCCAGAUUCUAACUCCACUCUUUGACUUCUACCUAUUUAUCUCUAAUCUUAUCCUUUGAGUCCUAUUCACACCCUAUUCCAUUUAUUUGGUGUCCUUUAUUUAGUGCUGAGGCAAAACCAUGCAUAUGUGAGGUGAAGUGCUUAUUAUUACUGCUGUUAUUGUUAUAAAAUGUAACACAAGCAUAUAAAACCACCAGAUGUAUAGGUUAGUGAAGUAUAAGGCAAACAACCUUGUAAAUCCCACUAAAUUCAAGAAACUAACUACCCCAGAAGUGCUUCUAUGUGCCCCAUUUUGUUGUCAACCCCCUCCCUCCACAGAGUAACCAGUAUCCUUUUGUUACAGUAGUCACUUUUUUCAGUUCAUUUAUAGUUUUACUACCCAAUUCUGAGUUCCUAAAUACCAAAGUUUAGUUUUGCCUGUUAUUAAAAAUUUGAUAGGCCUUUUAAGUGCUUUCAAUAUACAGGUUUUUUCUUUCUAUCCCUAAAUUUUAUCUGUUGAAAGACCUACGGCAUUAGACCUGAAGCGUUUCCAGCUAUCUGGAAUUUAUUCUUUGUAUACUCACAAUGCAGCUUAUCAUGUUCCUUUGUUCUUAUAUCCCUGCAAAUUGCCAGUUGGAUCCUGAAACUUGAUCCCAUUCCUAUUAGAUCCCUUUGGCAAAACUACAGGUGGUGUUAUGUUCUUUCAUCAUGAGCUACCUAAUACCUGGUUGUCUCUCGUUUUGUGGUGUUACCAGCUGUUGAUAUUCAAUGCCUUGAUUCUUUUAUUUAUUGUAAUACUCUAAUUAUGUCAUUUCUUAAUCAUUUAUAAGUUAGAGUUUUUUUAAUAAUGGAGUGCUGUUGUUCAUAUACUAUUUGGACACCCAGUGGUACAGUGUAUUUUGAAAAGGAAGAAUAAAUACUUGUUUUCUUGCCCCACAUUUACUACCUUUGUGAGGAAUAAUUCACAUACCAUAUAUUUCAUUAAAAAUGUACAGUUACCUAUUAAAACAGUUGAAUGUUUGUUUUAGUAUACUCACAGAGCUGUGCAUCAGUUUUAGAAAUUUUCAUUACCCAAAGAAGAAACCCCACGCCUUUUGUCCCUCUCUCCCAAUCUUUCCUCCAACUUAUUCUGGACAUUUCUUAUAAGUGGAAUAAUACAAUAUAUUGUCCUUUGUGACUGGCCUCUUUUACUUAGGCAAACCUUGAAAAUGUGCACUGUCUUAUAGCAGGUAUCAGUACUUAAUUUAUUUUUCUUGAUGAACUACCAUUAUACCAUAUUUUUAUAUACAUUAAUCAGUUGAUGAACAUUUGGAUUGUUUCUACUUUUUGGUUAUCAAUAUUGCUAUUAUGAACAUUUACGUAUGUGUGGACAUAUGUUUUCAUUUCUCUUGGAGAGGAAUUGCUGGACCACAUGGUAACUCUGUACCCCAAUAAUCUUGAGUAGCUUCAUUAUAGCAGGAUGUUCCAGGCUCACCUUGUACAUUUUCUGCUCCACAGCUGGAAUGGUCAUUUCUUUAAGACACUUGCUUUCUUUUAGUAGCAAAUAGUAUUUCAAGAUUCCAACUUGGACACUAGGGUUAUUUGUUACUAUAUUGGUCUUCUUUCUGGACAUCCUUAAUGACUAGUGAAGAAAUACAUAGUUCAUCAAGUAUAUGUUCACUAUGCGCAUCGAUAUAUUAAAUAUUUAUUAUUUGUUUAUACACUAAAUAAUGAGAUAUUCAUUAAUUGGGCUUAUAUAUUUUAAGUAAAUAAUUAAAGUAACCUCAGGAAUUCAUUCUGAUUCAAGUCAGCAUUUUUAGUUAGCCUCUUGUAUUACAUCUCCAUGACCUUUCUUUCACGCCAAAAAUCUUAGCUGUCUCAGAAUAACAGUACUAUCACCACCAGUGUGUUUACUGAAGAAUAGUUAAGUGUUUUUGCUUUGCCCUUCUUUUUCACCCCUGAUUUUUACAUGCAGAAUAAUGAAACUAGACUACCUUCUUCCACCACACACAAGGAAAGAUUCAAAAUGGAUUAAAUACUCUGUUGUUACUUGCUUCUGUGCAAGAUUAGUUUUCCUGAACUUUUAGGUAGCUAUGCUUCUGCCUUCACUGAGCUUUCUUUUCUGUUAUUUUGUGUAACAUUCAGAAAUGUAGCAGCUUGCUUCCUGAGGUUUCCUGUGUUUCCCUCCCUCAGUUUUUUCUUUGCCUUGUCUCUAUCCUGACAAUUUUGCUUAUAUUCCCAGAUGUUUCUCUUCAACAUGGAGUCCUGGAAGAGAGCCUUGGGAGAUGAAUUUCAGAAGUUCAUAGAAGUUAGCUUCAACACUUUAAGCCUUAUCUAGGCCUCUUGGAUUCACCCACUUACUGCACUUGACAAAUUUCCUUCCAGGUUUAGCUAUUAUACUCAGUUGGCCCACCACUAUUUCCAGUGAAUAUCUGUUGGCUAUUCUGAGGUUAUUCUAUAAUCACAUGCCCUGUUACUUGCCUUUGCUUCUUGUUGGAUAGAUGCUGAUACUGUGUAGGUAUUGUGGUUAUACAGUAGCCUGUUUUGUCCUUACCCAUUUGUAUUUCAGAUUUCCCAAGAAUGCCUCUUCAAGUGAUUUGGUUGUGAAUAUCCAUGGGGUUUUGGUUUUGCUAUUUUGUUACUCUGGUUUUCUGUGGGGAUUUGGGUAUCACCUGCCACUAUCUUCUCAGAAUUCCUCAGAUAAUAGCACCUACUGCAUUAUUUUUGGCUGCAAAAGUGGAAGAACAGGCUCGAAAACUUGAACAUGUUAUCAAAGUAGCACAUGCUUGUCUUCAUCCUCUAGAGCCACUGCUGGAUACUAAGUGUGAUGCUUAUCUUCAGCAAACUCAAGAACUGGUUUUACUUGAAACCAUAAUGCUACAAACCCUAGGUUUUGAGAUCACCAUUGAGCACCCACACACAGAUGUGGUGAAAUGUACCCAGUUAGUAAGAGCAAGCAAGGAUUUGGCACAGACAUCCUAUUUCAUGGCUACCAACAGUCUACAUCUUACCACCUUCUGUCUUCAGUACAAACCAACAGUGAUAGCCUGUGUGUGCAUUCAUUUGGCUUGCAAAUGGUCCAAUUGGGAGAUUCCUGUGUCAACUGAUGGAAAACAUUGGUGGGAAUAUGUGGAUCCUACAGUUACUUUAGAGUUAUUAGAUGAGCUAACACAUGAGUUUCUACAGAUAUUGGAGAAAACGCCUAGUAGGUUGAAGAGGAUUCGAAACUGGAGGGCUAAUCAGGCGGCUAGGAAACCAAAAGUAGAUGGACAAGUAUCAGAAACGCCACUCCUUGGUUCAUCUUUGGUCCAGAAUUCUCUUUUAGUAGAUACUGUUAGUGGUGUGCCUGCAAACCCAAGUUUUCAGAAACCAUCUACAUCAGCAUUCCCCGCACCAGUACCUCUGAAUUCAGGAAAUAUUUCUGUUCAAGACAGCCAUACAUCUGAUAAUUUGUCAGUGCUAGCAACAGGAAUGCCAAGUACCUCAUACGGUUUGUCAUCACACCAAGAAUGGCCUCAACAUCAAGAAUCAGCGAGGACAGAACAGAUAUAUUCACAGAAACAGGAGACGUCUUUGUCUGGCAGCCAGUACAACAUCAGCUUCCAGCAGGGAUCUUCUAUAUCACUGCAUUCAGGAUUACAUCACAGACCUGACAAAAUCUCGGAUCAUUCGUCUGUUAAGCAAGAAUAUACACAUAAAGCGGGGAGCAGUAAGCACCAUGGACCAAUUUCUGCUACUCCUGGAGUUAUUCCUCAGAAAAUGUCUUUAGAUAAAUACAGAGAAAAACGCAAGCUAGAAACCCUUGAUCUGGAUGUCAGGGAUCAUUAUAUAGCUGCCCAGGUAGAACAGCAACACAAACAUGUGCAGUCACAGGCAACCAGCAGCAGUUCGGUAACUUCUCCCAUUAAAAUGAAAAUUCCCAUCACAAAUGCAGAAAAACCUGAAAAAUACAUGGCAGAUAAGAAGGAAAAAAGUGGAUCUCUGAAAUUACGGAUUCCAUUACCACCCACUGAUAAAAGUGCCAGUAAAGAAGAACUGAAAAUGAAAAUAAAAGUUUCUUCCUCAGAAAGACACAGCUCCUCCGACGAAAGCAGUGGGAAGAGCAAGCAUUCCAGUCCACAUAUUAGUAGAGACCACAAAGAGAAGCACAAGGAACACCCCUCAAACCGGCACCACCCCAGCAGUCACAAGCAUUCCCACUCACAUAGUGGCAGCAGCAGUGGUGGCAGUAAACACAGUGCUGAUGGAAUACCACCCACUGUUCUGAGGAGUCCUGUUGGCCUGAGCAGUGAUGGCAUUUCCUCUAGUUCCAGCUCUUCAAGGAAGAGGCUGCAUAUCAAUGAUGCAUCCCACAACCAUCACUCCAAAAUGAUCAAAGGUUCCAAAAGUUCAGGUAGUUCAUCUAGUUCUUCCUCCUCUGUUAAGCAGUAUAUAUCCUCUCACAACUCUGUUUUUAACCAUCCCUUACCCCCUCCUCCCCCUGUCACAUACCAGGUGGGCUACGGACAUCUCAGCACCCUCGUGAAACUGGACAAGAAGCCAGUGGAGACCAACGGUCCUGAUGUCAAUCACGAGUACAGUACACACAGCCAGCAUAUGGACUACAAAGACACAUACGACAUGCUGGACUCGCUGUUAAGUGCCCAAGGAAUGAACAUGUAAUCAUUUGUUUAGGUCAAUUUUUCCUUUCCUUUUUUAAUUUAAAAAUUGUUAGAAUGGAAUCCUUCUGAUAUAGCAGUGGUAACACCACAAUUGCUGCCACUGUUUCAAUAUUUGUAAGUGCUGCUUUAUUCUUCAUUCUGAAAAGAAGAGAUUAUAGUAAACAAGUCUUUAUCUCCACAUAUGAUAGUGUUAUAAAUACUGUAAAAGCAUGGAAGGUGCAGAACUCAGUAUUUCUACAAUUGCAGCUAAGAACAUUUAAAAUGAAUGGCUGGCUGCUUCUAGGAAUAUAAGAUGCCUCAAGCAUUUGUUAUUUAUAAUUUGAUUACUGUAGCUAUAUUUUUGUUGUUGUUGCUUGGCUUUUGAAUGAGUGUAAAUUGUUUUCUUUUGUGUAUUUAUACUUGUAUGUAUGACUUGCAUGUUUCAAUAUUAAAGGGAUAAAACAGUAUACUGAAAACUGUUUACAAGAAAGUGGAGACAAAUGUACAUACAUUUUUGUAUGUUUAGAUAUUACCAUAAAUACUCAGGAUUGGAGCUGCUUGUAAGUAUAACAAUAUACAGAAUAACUUUAUUUUAUCUUGUCAGAGUCCAUCGCUAAUCUAAAACAAAGGUGGCACUUUUUCAUGUUAUAACCUUAAACUCUAGGCCUUACUGGAAGCCUCUGAAGGGGGACACUUCACUACCAUAUGGCUGUGCGGUGCCACAGAUGGUCAUUUACACUGUGAGGCACUGAACUUUUGCCUUCAGAGGUUUUGACCAGAUUGGCUGCUGAAAUAGCCCCUAAUUUUCUGAAGGCUUGAAGAGGAAAAAAUAAAGUUUACAUACUCUUGAUGUGAAGUGCAGUUAAAUGUUUGUUGGUUUGUUAUAGUACUAUAACACAGAGCUGUUAAUAAUGGUAAUGCAGAUUACUGUGAUUUGAAAACUAAAUUCACAAAACGUACAUAGUGAAAAAUUAGUAAGUUUUUUUUUAAAUAAAGAACUUUAACACUACGUAAUUUAAUAGUAAACAAGAAUCGUGUUUCCUUUAGCAAUCAGGAUGACACCAUAUUCUUAAACAUACUCCUCCCCUGAAGUGUAUUUGUGUGUGAUGCCAUAUUUCUUUUUCAGGUAAAUGCAGUCUUCCUUAUAAAAAUAAAAUUAAACCUAUUGCUCUCGGUUCUUUUAUAUUUUAAUAAUAAAUUUUAAAAAGAUCACUGACUGUGCAUUGUACCUGUAUUUAUAGCUUAUCAGGAACCUCUGAGAAAAAAAUUUAAAAUAAGGUCAGCCUCCAGGUAAACAGCUGGUGGAGGUUUUACCUUUGUUUGCACAUCUCAGUAUAUUCCUGUUGAGGUCAAAUUGGCACAGUCAUCUGACUUCUGAAUAAAUGACAGACAUUAACUUGUUUAAAAUUUGUCUUAAACACCAGUAAUAGGCUUUGGUUUAUCAGCGAGUCUUGUAUUCUGUGGUAAAUUUUUGAGUUGUUGAAUAUCUUUGAGAUGGGUUGAAUUCAACUUCUGUUGAACUGAAAUCUGUCUUAACUUCUCCUCUAUGUAUAUGAAUUAUUAAUGUUAAAAAAACAGCCACUGAUAUGUGCACAAUUGUAAUUUUACUCGAGUAUGUUGCAGUUGUAAAUAUUAAGAGUUUAAUCUUGUGCUCUACUUUUAUUUAGAAAUUACCUACUUUGCAAGUAGCUUUAUAAUUUUUUAAAGAUACUUGUUCAUUAUUUUGUCAAUGUUAUUUGAAUUUAAGAUAAUAGGAGCCUCUUUCUAAGGACUUUGCCUAGCUAGCAUGUCCUAACAUUUGUUCUUGUCUUGCAUAACUUUAGUAAUCUUUGUCAUUAUGUGUAACUUUAUUGUUCUGUACGGCAUAUUAUUGUAUCCACAAACCUGAUAAUUUCGAUACAGUUAUACUUUGACAGUGGUACAUAAUCCAAGAACUAGUAUAGGUAGAAUUAAGCUGAGGGCAAAAUGAGGGAGGGAAGGGUUUUGUUCUUGGUAAUUUAGAUGUGAAACCUCUAAGGAGCUAUCAUGUGAAACUACAUAGGGUGGUUGUGCUACUGUAUACUUAGGGAUGAUAAUACCAGGAAUUUUAAUAAGAUUUUGUAAAGAAUAUCCAGAAAAUUAGUGAACUUAUUUUCAGUAUGACAGAAAAAAUGUGAAUAUUUAAGGUGUGUGACUGACUAUACUUAAACUUUCACAAAGAAUUUGCAGAAUUGUUUUGAGAUGUGGGAAUAAAGGUAAUUUUGUUGAAUCUUUAUUGGUGCUAAUGAUGGACAGUUAAAAAGGUAGCUAGUGUAUAUUGUUAUGGGUCAGUACUUAUUAGUACUUCCAAAAUUGAAUUUGAAAUGCUAUGUAUACACUUUUCAUUCUGUAAAUGUAAAUCUUUACAAUGACUUUAUUUAUUAAAGGGCAGCCAGUUGUAAUUUUUA